UUCCCCCUCCCUCCCUCCCUCCCUCCCACUAUAUGACCCUUGCCCACUUAUAUCCCCCCUUUCCCUGUCUCCUUCACUCCCCAUAACUUCAUCAAUUCUCUGCUAUGCUUUUGCCCCCACACCAACUCAACUCCCACUGCUGCCACACCUCCAAAAUCUGUUCUUGAUUCUUUAUGACUAUUGAUGAUGGCAGGUAAAAAUGUGAUUCAAACUUCUUUUAAUUGAGAUUGAAGUUGCUUGAGGAAUCAAGGCAAAUUAAAAAGAGGAAUUGUUUUUAUUGAAAAGAAAGAGGAAGAAAUCCAAGGAUGCCAGUUCCUCUUGCUCCAUAUCCUACUCCCCCAGUACCUUUCACUCCACCUGCUGCAAAUGGAGCACAGAGUCAAUUAGUAUGCUCAGGAUGCAGAAAUCUUCUACUAUAUCCUGCUGGAGCUACUUCAGUGUGUUGUGCUGUGUGCAAUGCUGUUACUGCUGUCCCACCCCCUGGGACAGAGAUGGCCCAACUAGUAUGUGCCGGAUGCCACACACUACUAAUGUACAUCCGAGGUGCAACAAGCGUACAAUGUUCUUGUUGUCAUACCGUUAAUCUAGCUUUGGAAGCAAAUCAAGUAGCACAUGUGAAUUGCGGGAAUUGUAGGAUGCUAUUGAUGUACCAAUAUGGAGCACGAUCGGUAAAAUGUGCAGUCUGUAAUUUUGUCACUUCAGUUGGGGCAUCAGCAAGUAUUCCAGAACAGAACUUACAGAAGUUCAACAAUAGCUGAUAAAAAAAAAGGAGAAAACUAGAGUACAAAUUUAUUUGUAUUAUUGUCCGGCAAUUUAAUCUCCAAAUGAAGGAGAUUGGCAUAAAUCUUCUAGUAUAUAGAGGUUAAUUUUCUUUUCCUGUUUUUCCCUUGAGAUUUUUCCAGGAAAAAAAUAAGCGAUUUUCGUCGAAUUUCGCCCAAUGGCUAAUACUGUUUUGUAAAAGGGUAGAUUAAGAUAGGUAAAAAAAAGGUGUUAGUCAGUGUGAAAGAAACUUCAAUUUCAAUGGGUUUGUAUUGUCUUUGAUGUGUGAUUAUAGCUUCCGUUAAUACAAAUUAAUCUCCAGCUAGCUCAUCAUUAGGGUUCAAAUUGUAGUAUGAAACAGUUUCUAGCUAUUAUUAAUAAUAUACUAUGUUGCUCA
This is a messenger RNA of Chenopodium quinoa (quinoa), 1156 nucleotides long. Its product is annotated as protein LSD1-like. The transcript has 6 exons. Lineage: Eukaryota; Viridiplantae; Streptophyta; Magnoliopsida; Caryophyllales; Amaranthaceae. Bases 306 to 758 code for a protein of 150 amino acids. The record is from RefSeq and is a predicted model, not a curated record.